Caenorhabditis briggsae is the source of this 321-nucleotide messenger RNA. NCBI's taxonomy places the organism in Eukaryota, Metazoa, Nematoda, Chromadorea, Rhabditida, Rhabditidae. The transcript is spliced from 3 exons. The coding region runs from base 1 to 321 and encodes 106 amino acids. The record is from RefSeq and is a predicted model, not a curated record.
AUGGAGAGCAGUAUAACAGCAUUCAUGGGUGUUGGCAUUUGGAUCGAUGGAGACAAGAAGAAAGAGUGUGUAAAGCCCAUAGUAACCAAACUAUGUCAGAACAUUACUGCAUUCGAUGUUUCUGAUAAAACUAUGCAACGCCUGGGAGGCUAUCAUUUUUUCAGAGGACAACCUGAUGGGAUCCUUGGACGUCAGAUGUGCCUUCAGAUGAUGGUCACCAAAAAUGACCAGAACGGUUUCCUUGAUGACCAAGGAUGCCUAUCUUUAUAUGGCUAUGGAGUUCAGAGCCUUACCGUGGCUUGUGCCAAGAUAAUUUCGUGA